Messenger RNA from Drosophila hydei, 5396 nucleotides. RefSeq lists its product as uncharacterized. The transcript has 17 exons. Bases 98 to 5230 code for a protein of 1710 amino acids. The record is from RefSeq and is a predicted model, not a curated record. Lineage: Eukaryota; Metazoa; Arthropoda; Insecta; Diptera; Drosophilidae.
UAACGUGAAUAACGUGAAUAACGUGUAACGAAUAGCGAACAAAUAGUAGUAGAAGAAGUCGUGCGCUUUCGGUAUAAAUUGUAAUAUUUUAUUAGAAAUGCAUUGGCUGAAAUUCAAGGCUGCGACUAGAACUAGCUCCAGUUGGCGCUUCCGCACAACCAACGAUACGGCAAGGACUUCCACAAUGCACAUAACAACUUCCUCCUCGAAAGGCAUCUGGCAGCGCCAUUUGGCGCUAUUCACACUGCUUCUACUCGCAGCGCACAUCAAUAUUACUUCUGGUCAAAUCGAUUGGGACGACGACGAUGAUCCAGUUAGCACUGUUGCCGUAGAAGCCGUGCUGGGACGCACCGCAUCCUUGCCGUGUGACAUUGAGCCGGAGGCAAAGGACGAUCGAGUCUAUAUGGUCCUGUGGUUCCGUGAGAGUGCAGGCAAACCACUUUACAGCUUCGAUGUGCGUGGUCGAUCUUUCGAGAAGGCACUCUACUGGUCGGAUACCAACUCGUUUGGGCCACGUGCUUAUUUUGUUACCGGACAGCAGCCAGCGAAAUUGUCUGUGGAAAAUAUACAGCUGGAUGAUGAGGGUGUUUAUCGCUGCCGCGUGGACUUUCAGAACUCGCCAACGCGCAAUCAUAGAAUUAAUUUAACGGUUAUUGUUCCUCCGCAUCAAAUACUCGUGUACGAUGCCUCGGGCCGAGAUGUGGCUGGUGCUGUGGGUCCAUUGCUUGAGGGCGAUAAUAUUGUGUUGACAUGUGAAGUGCGUGGCGGACGGCCUGAGCCUACUGUCACAUGGCUGAACGGUUCGAGAACGCUGGAGGCUGGCAGCGGCAUAUCGAUGGGCCGUCAUGUAACUGUUAAUCGACUCGAGGUGCCGCAAAUAACGCGUGCAGCACUCAACAACACCUAUCGCUGUCAGGCGUCCAACACGAAGCUGGUGGCACCUGUGGAGCGUAGCAUACGCAUCGAGAUGUUAUUGAAGCCCACAUCGGUCAAUUUGACGAACAAGUUGAAGGUGUUCUCAUCGAGCACACAAUAUAAUCUGACAUGUAUUGUGGCCGGCUCGGUGCCAGAUACUGAAAUCAGAUGGACACAAAAUAAUCGACCCUUCAAGCGUGGCACGCUGUCGACGAGCCAGGGCAAUGGACGCGUCCUAUCCACUUUGUCAUUUUAUCCACAACCUGAAGACGAUGGCACUAUGCUCAAAUGUGAGGGCUCAAAUCCUCGACUACAAAAUUCAGCCAUCGAGGACUCGCUCAUGCUGAAUGUCAUGUAUCCGCCACAGGUCACCCUGUCGCUGGGCUCGACGCUGCGGCCAGACGACAUUAAGGAGGGCGACGACGUCUACUUUGAGUGUCACAUCAAGGCGAAUCCCAAGGAGCAUCGCAUCACCUGGUCGCACGAUGGUCUGCCCGUGACACAGAAUGUAUCCUGGGGCAUCAUCAUCUCCACACGCAGCCUGGUACUGCAGCGCGUGGGACGCGUUCACUCCGGCUACUACGCCUGCUCGGCGGCCAAUGAUCGCGGCGAGACGCAGAGCGCGCUGGUCAACCUACGAAUACGCUAUGCGCCCGUUUGCAGCAGCAGUACGAUUGGCGUUGUUGGCGCCUCCUUGGAGGAGGCGGUGCCCAUACCCUGCCGCGUCAACUCCGAUCCGCCAGAAAUCGAUUUCGAGUGGACCUUCUCAAGCAGCGGCGAGCACUUUGAGGUGCCAUCGGGCCACUAUGCAACCAUACAGGAUCCGACCAUGACCACCAGCAGCGAUGUGCGACACACCGUUGUUGAGUCCAAUGAAACUCACUUUGAGAGCUAUGUGGAAACAGUUAGUGAGCUGAUCUAUACGCCCAAGGGCGAGCGAGACUACGGCACGCUGGCUUGCUGGGGCCGCAAUGCGAUUGGCAAACAGUCGGAGCCCUGUCUGUUUCAGGUUGUGCCGGCGGCCAAGCCGGGCGCACUGCGCAAUUGUACGCUGCGUCCGUAUGUGGUGACCUCUGCGUCUCUCAAUUCAUCGAAUCAAACGACAAUGCACGGCAAUCAAAUGCUGCAAACACAAUACGGCAGACACGAUGCGAAUUAUCCGCACAUGGAAUACGUACGUGAGCGCAAUGGCAACAGCAAUAAUGGGCGGAACAAUGCGGCUGCAUCAGCUGCCAAUAAUAAAAAUAUGAAAGCCAGAAGCAAAAUAAAUGCUGGCCAUGUUAAAUCUAAUAAUAAGCAACAACAGCAGCAGCAGCAGCAGCAGCAAAGAUACAGCCUGAGUCCGCAACAAUUGCAGCGUCUAAGAAAGCGCACAUCAUUUACACCGUCGCAGACAUUGGCAGCCAUUGAGCGUGGCAAGCAGCAACAACAGUUGCUGCUGGCCAAGGCAGCAGCCACGCCCUCGGUCGCCCACAUCAAUAACAAAACUGAUGGAUUACUGGCCAAGAAGCAGCAACAGCAGCAGCAGCAGCCAAAGCAGUCAAAGUUGCCACAGGACACAAAGCGGCGUGUGCGGCGCGCUGCAAAGCUGCUUAAGACAGCAGCAGCAGCAGCAGCAACAACAACAAAAGCAAAGAAAAAGCUGCAACGUGCAACAAAAUCAAAUUUAUCAUUGUCACAUAUAAAACAGGCUGAAAUAGUUGCUGGCUCGAAUGUCAAAAACAACAACGGGGAACUGCCAGCAAAGUAUUUUAAUAAGCGACAGAAAAACAUGCACAAACAGCAACAACGACAGCAGCGGCAGCAACAAGGACUAAGCAGCGAGGUAAACGAGCACAACAUAAUCCAUCAUUUUGCAGCAGCCAGGCGAAGCAAACGUCAAGCAGCAAAUGACAUUACAGCAGCAGCAGCAGUCGCAGCGGCAGCAGCACAAGCAGCGGCAACAGCAGCAGGCACAACAACAACCAGCAAGAAUGAGAAUGAUGCCAGCAGCAGCAGCAGCAGCAGCAGCAGCGGCAGCAGCAGCGACAUUGACGCAAUGCUAGCAACAAUGCGAGCACGCAAAUCUUUGGAGGCGAUUGGCAAUGAGAAAGUCAAGAGCAGAUUGCUGCCACCAAAUGCGCCACAAAUUAGCAACAAGCCGGCGGCAGCCGCGCAACAAAUGGCAGCAGCAAUUAGUAGCAACAAUAAGCAAGCAACAGCAGCAGCGGCAGCCGCAGCAACAGCAACAGUUGCAGUUGCUACAGCUGGGAAAGAUGUAGUCAAGACGAAAGUAGACAAAGAUAAUGUGCCUUUGUCCACAGAUCAGGCAAGAGUCGAGCUGGCGGAUAACAACGACAACGUCGACAAUGAUGAGAACAAUGACGAAGGCGAGGGCGAUGGCGAUGACGAUGACGGUGACAUUGCGGUUGCUGAAGAAGAUGUUGGCGAGCUGCAGACAGAAGUCGACGAGGAUGACGACGACGAUGACGGCGAUGGCGAUGGCGAUGGCAACGACGACGGCGACGACGACUACAUUGCAGAUGAGCCCAGUGACUUGGUGGACUAUGAAGCAGGCGCAGCAGCACAACAAAAGCAACAGCAGCAGCAACCGCAACGACAGAGACAGAGACAGAGACAGCGACAGCGACAGCAUGUUGAUAUUUCAAGCCUGGAGCAUCAACUGGACUUGGAAUCAUUAGAGGAUGAUGUUGCGGAUGCGGAUGCGGAUGCUGAUGUCGAUGUCGAUGAUGAUAUCUACAAUGUUAGCGAUGAUGAUUUUGUGGCCAGCAUAGCGCUGUCUACAGCAGAAGCAACAACAACAGCAGCAACAACAACAACAACAACAACAACACGACCACAGCAACCAAUGCAGCAACAAGAGCAACCAGCUGAAUGGCAGCAACCUCAUUUCGAUUACUCACGCAUGGAAUAUAGUUUCAGCAACGGCGUUGUCACACAGAGCCUGAUUGGAGGCGGCGCCAAUGGCUACGAUGGCAAUUCGGCUGCUGCCACUAGUGGCGCUGCUGGUGGUGGCGCCACCAUCAAUUUUGACAACUAUGACAACAUAAUAUACUCGACCAUGGAGCUGGAGUGUAUGCCUGGCUACGACGGCGGACUGCAGCAGCAGUUCUACCUGGAGGCCUACGACUCAAAGACCAAAAAGCUAAGAUUGAACAUGAGCAGCACCUAUGUGGAUGUGCCAGUGUUUCGCAUCGAUCUCUCUGAUCUUACGCCCAUGGACUACUAUCCGGACUCGCAUCCAGCGCUGCAUUUGGUCGUCUACAGUGUUAACCAGAAGGGACGCUCCGAGCCGAUUGUCCUCGAGAAUGUGCCCAUCAAUGAGGCGGACAAGCGUUCAGAUGGACGCAUGGGUCUAUCCAUACUGCCGCUGGCUGCGCUGCUCACAGGCACACUCUUCACCGUGGGCAUAGCCGUGUUGUUUGUGGUCGUCAUAGCGGUGCGUCGGCGCCGCUGCCAGGGAGCACGCAAUUUGUGCGAUGACAAGGACAAGCAUUUGGGUAUGGACGUGACGGUCACUGCGCCGCUGGAGACAGGCGCCGGGCAUCAGCGCCUGGUUGUGGCCUACACGCUGAAGCAGGGCAUCGAGAAGCAGCCGGACAUACUGAGUGCACAAAAAAGCGCAACUGGCAGUGACACAUCGUCGCCGCUGGGAAAUCGACAGAGUGGUUUAUUUAUGGGCGGCAGCAAUGGCGCCGCGCCCAGCGGCACAGCGAAUCAUAAAACUGCGGAAUAUGAUGUGAAUGUGCCGCACCUGAAUAGCCCGCCCUCGCAGUCCAGCACUCUGAAACUGGAAAGUGAGAAUGCAGCGAAAAACUAUCAGCCGCCAGGUGCAGCGGCUGCUCCGCUACUGUACGAUGCCAUGCCGACGCUUAGCCGCUACGAGCAGCUGGGCCUGAAUAUGGGCAGCUAUGCUGGAGGCGGAGGUGGCAGCAACAGCACACUCAGCUCCGCCGGCAGCGUGGCCAACUCCACGAGCAAUGCGCACGGCAAUGGCAGCAGCAGCAGCGGUGGCCAUUAUGGUGUCCAGCAUUUGCAUCACACUCUGCCCCAUGGCAUGGCCUCGGGCAGCUUGCCACGCGGACGGGAUCCGCUAACCUUGGCGGAUUACCUCACCACCAGCAGCCUGAUUGACUAUAAUCUGAGCAAGGCGGCAGCCACAGCCGCGCCGAUGGGCACGCAUAUGACGCUGCCCAAAGGCUUGGCCGGCACAAGUCUCUCGCCAUCGCAGCUGACCACCAUUACACAGAAAUCGAAUGCUGGACGCAAUCACAUCAUCACGGACACACUGCCCGGCCCGGAGAGCUGCGUCUAAGCUGCGACCAUCGAACUAUCCUGGCAUCAAACUAAAGACUGGCGCACAACCGAAAUAGAGAUUCAAGAGAAACAGAAACAGAAACAGAAACAGAAAUCGAAUAGAAAAGCAGUAAUUGAAGUAGUUGAAUGAGAAAUACGUAUAGUAAAUAUAUAUAUAUAGAGCU